AUAUUUGCUUGAAAAAAUAGAACGUUUACAGUAAGUCGAAUAUAUCUACAUUAACCUGAGUUUGAAACUUAUCUUGUAGAAUGAACUGAAACAUGUCAUCGACCAUGCGAACUAUCUUGAUUUCUUUCUUAUGUUUUAUAGUUGGUGUGGUUGAUGGUCAGGUUCACAUCAUACCUUUAACAUCUUCUGUACAUUGCUAUCAGUGUGAUGGACACCACCCGUUCCCAGGAUGUCUCAAUUCACCAACGUUUUGUGCCGCUGACGAGGUAUGUGCUAUUACAUAUGCCAGUGGGGAUCCAAUCAUCAGGUGCAUGACGCUACAUGACUGCCAGAAUGAUUUGGCUCACGUGACAGGACUGUGUGAUGGCGGUGGUUAUGAGAUACACCCAGGAGUAUGCCAACGUUGUUGUGACACCCCUGAUUGCCUGGCACAAAUCACUAACGUCUUGACUAACGAAUACAAUCGUGAUAUUUUCUGCCCUGGCCAGUGCUCAUCCUUAGACUUGGCAGCAUGCGUUCAUUCUCAAACACACUGUACUCACGGACAGUAUUGUGAAGUGACUGUUGAUGAUCAUCACAUUGUUCACGGAGCUUGUAAGGCAGUUCACGAGCUGCAGGUACUGUAACUAUAGGAAUCACAC
Messenger RNA from Biomphalaria glabrata, 641 nucleotides. RefSeq lists its product as uncharacterized. Lineage: Eukaryota; Metazoa; Mollusca; Gastropoda; Planorbidae. The transcript has 6 exons. The record is from RefSeq and is a predicted model, not a curated record. Bases 93 to 626 code for a protein of 177 amino acids.